AUGGCCUCAGCAGAAGCAGCAGCAGACUCGCCGACUCUGGGCUCCGAGAGUCCGGACUCAAUGAUCAGGAAGACACAGCAGUCGAGGCCGAAACCUGCAGUCACGAACUUCUCUCGGCCUAGAAUCUUCAAGGACUCUUCAGGGAAGACGUAUCAGGAAGGCGAUAGUAAUGUCAAAUCCGUAAACGCAUACUACGAACAAGAAAACGACAAUACCGAGACAGAAACAGAGACAGAAACAGAAACAGCAACAGAAAAUGGCUCAGUCCACCAAGAUCGAAAUAUCGACGAGCCCAUGCCCUCCGAACCCAGAUUCUCCCUCGAUGAUGAAGAAGAAGAUCACCCUGUCCCUCGAGGACUACGCUUCUCAACCUCCCUACCUCUCCCUACCGAAGCCCGCUUCUCGGUAGAAACCUUCGAUCUCGACCCUUCAGACUCAAAUCCCAAAUCCAGCCUGACAGAAGGAAAAACUUCCCUGAUAUCCCGAACCGAAGCCUUUCUCAAAUGCAAAGGCUCCGCACUCUUACGAACCGAAGAUCAAAGACAUCCAGGAGGAGGAAUCCUAAAAGCGAACAAUAACAACAACAACACAACACAACCAAACGACAGCUCAGAAUCCCCUAGACCCCAAACCUCCCAAACCUCCUCCUCCUGCUCAACAAACCACCCUCGACCCCUAAAAUCCAUCCUCAAACAAACCUCCAUAGAAAUCACCUCGGAACUCGCAUCUUCGAGUUUCGAAGCUGGCGAAGACACUCGUAGUCAUCAUACGAUUUCCGAAGAUGGUGAAGAUGGGAAAGAAUGGCAUUCGAGUGACUUUGAUGCGAGUGCUUUAGGACUGAGUGAGAAGGAAAGGAAGAAGCUGGAGAAGAAGGGGGUGAAUUUGAGUUUGUAUGCGGAGAUUAAGGCCGCUAGAGGGAGUGGGAAGGUUGUAGGGGCGUUAGUAGGGAAUGGGUAA
Pseudocercospora fijiensis CIRAD86 is the source of this 957-nucleotide messenger RNA. RefSeq lists its product as uncharacterized. Lineage: Eukaryota; Fungi; Ascomycota; Dothideomycetes; Mycosphaerellales; Mycosphaerellaceae. The coding region runs from base 1 to 957 and encodes 318 amino acids. The transcript has 2 exons. The record is from RefSeq and is a predicted model, not a curated record.